Messenger RNA from Puntigrus tetrazona (Sumatra barb), 2447 nucleotides. RefSeq names its product staufen double-stranded RNA binding protein 1 (gene stau1). Lineage: Eukaryota; Metazoa; Chordata; Actinopteri; Cypriniformes; Cyprinidae. The record is from RefSeq and is a predicted model, not a curated record.
AUAUCUGGCUAUUCUCUUUAGUGUUUGCCCUGUCUACACUCACCCUCUCUACCUCUUCCCCGUAUUUUCAUACUAAACCAGUCCAGAACCCCUUAAAACAGGACGAAACCGAACAGACACUACACUUUAACAUCGUAACUCAUGGAGUAAAUCACAACCGGGGAGAAAUAAACCGAGGUAAAGCUUUGCAGUCGUCCUUCAUUAUACAAACCCUCACUGUGUCGCUCUCUCUUUCAUAUAACACUUCUGUCUGACUGCAAAGUCUAUACCUGGUCAUUCAAACAACCCACCUUCCUACCAGCCAAUCAGAAUGUCACAGCUUCAGUUCCAGUCGCCUGGCAACCCUGCACCCAGUGCUGCCCCUUUGCAGCUUGCCCCUCCCCAACCUGGGUUCAGCAUUCCCUGCGCCGCUGCUCCUUUGCCCUCAGAGAGUGCCAGUCACCCUCUCCGAAACUCCGCCCUGCCUUCCGCCUCCGCCACACCCUUCUGCAACCCCACAGUAUCUAACAUGGCAAACCCUAAAGAGAAGACCCCUAUGUGUUUGGUAAAUGAGUUAGCCCGUUACAAUAAGAUCCAACCUGAAUACAAGCUACUCAGUGAACAAGGACCAGCCCACUCCAAGAUUUUCUCAGUGCGGUUAACUCUGGGGGAUCAGCACUGGGAUGCAGAGGGGACCAGUAUCAAAAAAGCCCAGCACUCGGCAGCAACAUGUGCUCUUGCCCAAACCUCUCUCCCCAAACCCAGUCACAGAAGCCCCCGCCACCCAGGCAAGAACCCAGGUGGGAUCUACAAGGGCUCAGAGUAUAAUGUAACCCACACUGUGGAGCUUAAUGCACUUUGUAUGAAGUUGGGCAAGAAGCCCAUCUACAAACCUAUAGAUGCCUACCAGGGGAUGAGACCAGCAUUCAACUACAACAUCAGAACACCAGGCCCUUAUGCACGCUCCAUGCAGCAUUAUUACUACCCAUUUCCUCCUGUGGGGCCAGUACUGUAUCAUAUGGAGCUGUCUAUCGGUGGACAACAAUUCCACGGCAAGGGCCGCACGCGUCAAGCAGCCAAACAUGACGCUGCGGCUAAAGCUAUCAAAUAUCUGCAGAAAGAGCCAAUAAUGCUACAACUAGCUGAGAUGAACGAAGAGCCAGUACAAGAAAACCUUAACAAAUCAGAGAUCAGCCAAGUGUUUGAGAUUGCACUGAAGCGCAACAUGCCUGUGAAUUUCGAGGUGCUAAAAGAGACUGGGCCUCCCCACAUGAAGAGUUUUGUGGUGAGGGUAACUGUGGGUGAGUUUUCGGGGGAGGGUGAAGGCAAAAGCAAGAAGAUCGCCAAGAAACUAGCUGCCAUCGCUGUCUUGGAGGAGCUCCGCAAACUGCCUCAACUACCUGUCACUGACAAGAUACCACUACGUAUUAAAAAGAAAAGCAAGUCCAUUAUUAAGUUGCAGACCAGCCCUGAGUACGGUCAGGGCAUGAACCCCAUCAGCAGACUGGCUCAGAUCCAGCAGGCUAAGAAAGAAAAAGAGCCCGAGUACACUUUAGUGACAGAGAGAGGACUGCCUCGACGCAGGGAGUUUGUCAUGCAGGUGUCAGUUACAGGUCAGAAUGCAGAGGGAAUGGGACCCAGUAAAAAAGUGGCCAAGCGAAAUGCAGCCGAGAAGAUGUUAGAGCUCCUGGGCUUUAAAGUGCCUCAGCCACAACCACCCAAACCGGCACUAAAAACAGACGAGAAGGCACCUGCUAAGAAACCUGGAGAUGGACGUAAAGUGACCUUUUUUGAGCCGGGCUCUGUGGAGAAGGCUACUUUUGCAGUCAAUAAAGAGGAGGACUUCCGAAUUCCCUUCCUCAGCCAUCAGCAGCUUCCUGCUGGCAUUUUACCCAUGGUGCCUGAGGUGGCACAGGCGGUGGGUGCCAACCAGGGACCCCAUGCCAAAGACUACGGUCGCACAGCUGCCCCUAACCCAGCCAAGGCCACAGUAACGGCCAUGAUUGCCAAUGAGCUGCUGUACGCCGGGAUCCCGACAGCCGAGGGUAUACUGAAGACCAACAACAGUUUGGCACACAGACCCCACGGACCCCUUACCAGACCAUCCGAACAGCUCGGCUACCUGGCCACUGUACAGGGCUUACAGGUUGAAUACAAAGACUUUCCCAAAAACAACAAGAAUGAGUUUGUGUCUCUGAUCAACUGCUCCUCUCAGCCACCUCUCAUCAGCCACGGCAUCGGCAAGGACGUGGAGUCCUGCCAUGACAUGGCUGCUCUGAACAUCCUGAAGCUCCUGUCUGAACUUGACCAGCAGUCCAAUGAGCGCACAGCUAAUGGACCAAUGACAGGGUGUAACAAACAAGACCUCGAGGGCGAUGCAUUAUUAAAACCGGCUAACUCAAGCACCAUCGGAAAGACUCUGGAUGGAACAGUGUAGAAUUGACUACUUGAUCCGGUCGUUUUAUCUU